AUGGCACAAACUUCAGAAUCAGGAAAGACCAACUUAAAGGAAGUGAAUUCCAUAACCACUAGAUCUGGAAAAGUCAUAGAACUAACCCCCAAACCUAGGGAAUGUGAGAAGGAUCCCAGUAUCAUAGAAAAGAGCACCCCUAGUGAGGAGGUAGUGAAAAAUCCGUCUAGAGUACCCUUUCCUCAAGCCCUCAAGUCAACCUCAAAAUCUUCUAGUCAACAUAGUGAAAUCUUAGAGCAUCUCAAGCAAGUAAAAGUCAAUCUACCUCUCUUGCACGUGAUUCCCCAGGUCCCCAUAUAUGCUAAAGUCCUUAAGGACUUGUGUACUGUAAAAAUGAAGCACCGUGUCAAGAAAAUUGCCUUCUUGACUAAACAUGCGAGUGUCGUAAUUGAACAAAAAGUCCCACCAAAGUAUAAGGACCCUGGUUGUCCUAUUGUUUCUUGUAUCAUAGGGAACCAUGAGAUUGCACAAGCUCUCUUCGACUUAGGGGCUAAUGUCAACAUCAUGCCUUAUGCUAUAUACUUGGCGUUAGGUCUAGGUGAGAUCAAACCAACUAUAGUGGUCCUACAAUUGGUUGAUCGGUCCACUAUUAAACCUAGGGGGGCAGUUGAAGAUGUACCAGUACAGAUUGACAAAUUUUGCUACCCUGUGGACUUUUUGGUUUUAGAUGUGAAAGUAGAUGUGAAUGUUAACUCCAAGAUUCCCAUUAUUCUUGGUAGACCUUUUCUCGCUAUAACUAACGCUCUUAUCAAUUGGAGGAAUGAUUUGAUGAAGCUAUCUUUUGGGAACAUGACCUUAGACGUCAACAUCUUUCACGUCAUGAAACAGCUUGAGGAAGAUGAUGAGUGUCAUCAAACAUACAUGACUGAUGCACUCGUUAAGAAGGAAGCACAUGCGCUUAUUGACCCCGACCCUUUAAAUUCUUUCUUUUUAAAUUCUGAAAUUCCUGCAAGGUAUGAUAAUGGAGAAUAUGCUAAUAUUUAUGUUGCUUUUAAUGAUUUUUAG
Messenger RNA from Olea europaea var. sylvestris, 1005 nucleotides. RefSeq lists its product as uncharacterized. Lineage: Eukaryota; Viridiplantae; Streptophyta; Magnoliopsida; Lamiales; Oleaceae. The record is from RefSeq and is a predicted model, not a curated record. Bases 1 to 1005 code for a protein of 334 amino acids. The transcript has a single exon.